GGCGGUGGAAGAAGUGAAGGAUCUGAAAGAGCAUCGCACAUUUAUUAUUUGUCACGUUUAACUUCAACAUAUAGGUUUUCCAAUGGAUUUGGAAACUGGAACAUACGAACCAGGAUUUGUUGGGAUCCGGUUUUGUCAAGAAUGUAACAACAUGUUGUACCCGAAAGAAGACAAGGAGAACCGUAUCCUGCUCUAUGCGUGCAGGAACUGUGACUACCAACAAGAAGCAGACAACAGCUGCAUCUAUGUCAACAAGAUCACCCACGAGGUCGAUGAGUUGACACAAAUCAUUGCUGAUGUAUCUCAGGAUCCAACACUUCCCAGGACAGAGGACCACCCCUGUCCCAAAUGCGGUCACAAGGAGGCAGUGUUCUUCCAGUCUCACAGUAUGAAGGCUGAGGAUGCUAUGAGACUGUACUACGUCUGCACGGCCCCUCACUGUGGACACAGAUGGACAGAGUAAAGCCAGCGAUAAUGACGAGGUCGAACAUUUUCGUCUGCGGUAUUGCUGUUCGCAAAACGCUGCAGCUCAGAUGGAGUACUUUCUUUACUAUUACUGUGCAGUUUGUUUGUCAAAUAGCAGAGCUGCUGAUUUUUGUAGACCCUGAAAUGAUCUUUGUUUGAUUGCAUGCAGUUAGUCAGACAUCAUCUUGUGAAUAUAAUGUAUUAAUACUUUUUUUAAUAGCAGUUGUCAUUUUCAAAUUUGUUUUGUUAGAUUAAACAAAUCAGUUGUUUCAAAUGUCUCUGAGUAUUUAAUGAAAACUUGUUACAAAUAUUAAAGGGUUAGCAGACACACCCAUGCUUUUGGCAGCAUGGACUUUUCAGAAUCAGAAUAAGAAUCAGAACUGUUUAUUGCCAUGGUAUGUUGAACUUA
Anarrhichthys ocellatus (wolf-eel) is the source of this 874-nucleotide messenger RNA. It is a transcript of the gene polr2i, whose product is annotated as RNA polymerase II subunit I. Bases 83 to 463 code for a protein of 126 amino acids. Gene Ontology annotation, biological process: maintenance of transcriptional fidelity during transcription elongation by RNA polymerase II; transcription-coupled nucleotide-excision repair; transcription initiation at RNA polymerase II promoter. The transcript has 6 exons. The record is from RefSeq and is a predicted model, not a curated record. NCBI's taxonomy places the organism in Eukaryota, Metazoa, Chordata, Actinopteri, Perciformes, Anarhichadidae. Gene Ontology annotation, molecular function: nucleic acid binding; DNA-directed RNA polymerase activity; zinc ion binding. Gene Ontology annotation, cellular component: RNA polymerase II, core complex.